GGCAAACGUCAAACAGCGUCUACGUCACACCGCCAGCGAAGUGGGGGGUGUCAGGAUAAAACACAUCCAUUAUUCCGGGGUAACAUCACAGCCUCGCCAGCGUCGGCACUUGAAGUACGGAUCGGGAAAACAUACCAACGAAAAUGCUGAAGUACAUCGCGUUAUUAGCCUUGACGGCGUCAGUGCAGUGCAACCCGCUGAAAGAGAACAGCAUAUCGGAAAAUUUAGUGGGAGUUAUAUCGGAGUGCAUCGAAAGAGAUACAUCUUUGUGUAUUAAGGAAAAAGCUCUUAAGUUUACCGAACGACUGGCCUUUUCUAAGGACAUGAAUAUCUUCGAUGGCAUGUCUCUGGUCAACAUUGGAUCGGCCCGAUCUGCCCGCAGCUACGAGCCUUUGGCCGAGGACCCAAAAGCUCGGGAAUUGCAACUAGACGAGAGGAUAGCCGACAAUAUGGGUGAUUUCUUGGAGAACCAUGUUAUUCAACUUCGUUUGUCUGAGCCUGAAGCCGAGUCUAGGAGUUUGGAUGAUGAAGCUCGUGGCAAGAAAAAGAAGAAGCUGAAGCAGCUCCUUCCUCUUCUUCUCCUUUUGAAGUUGAAGCUGGCAGCUCUGAUCCCACUUUUCCUGGGUAUCAUUGCCUUUGUUGCUGUUAAAGCAGUGUUCCUUGGCAAGAUUGCCUUUGCAAUGAGCGCUUUCCAACUCAUCAGAAAACUUCUUAACAAGAACCAGUCUUCGGGAAGUUCCAGUAUCUCAUACGCUGCUCCUCAUCACCACGAGGAGCAUCCAGGAUACUCCUACGAACCUGCCAGCAGCGGAGGCUGGGGUAGACAAGCCACUGACGCCCAAUCAUUGGCGUACGCCGGUCAAUUGAACCACUAAGAUCGAGAUGUGUGCUUCUGUAUUUAUUUGCGUAAUGUGUCUUAUUUAUGUGUGACUGCCAUUGUAAAGUACCUCAUUAAUUUAUUUAUUUACAAAAUAAAUAAUUGGAAAAAUA
This is a messenger RNA of Bombyx mori (domestic silkworm), 990 nucleotides long. RefSeq lists its product as uncharacterized. Bases 144 to 875 code for a protein of 243 amino acids. The record is from RefSeq and is a predicted model, not a curated record. Lineage: Eukaryota; Metazoa; Arthropoda; Insecta; Lepidoptera; Bombycidae. The transcript has 3 exons. Gene Ontology annotation, cellular component: membrane.